Molecule: messenger RNA, 1710 nt
Organism: Lolium rigidum
Lineage: Eukaryota; Viridiplantae; Streptophyta; Magnoliopsida; Poales; Poaceae
Exons: 11
Coding region: 1-1710 (569 amino acids)
Source: RefSeq, a predicted model, not a curated record
AUGGCGAGGGGAGCUUCGAAGGCUGCAGCGCGGGCGGUGUCGGCGCGGUCGAGGGCUGCAGCGUGGCCUGUGUCGGCGCGGUCGGGGGCUGCAGCGCGGCCGGUGUCAGAGCGGUCGGGGGCUGCAGGGCGGCCGGUGUUGGAGGGGUUGGGGGCUGCAGCGCGACCGGUGUUGGAGGGGUCGGGGGCUGCAGCGACUGCGCGUACUGCGUCUGGGGGCGGGGUGGUGCCGCUCGGUACCGGGAGUGCUGCGUCGCCGCAGCCGGCGGUAGGCGCGAUGGGGAGAUGUGCUUCUCCUAUUCUUCUCCGUCCACCGGGGAAGAUGUCAGCGAUUUGCGAGCGCAGAAGAUCUGGGUCCCGUCGACGUGAUGGUGGGGAAGCUAGAAGAAGUUUCGGCGAUGAUUUGUCUGGGAAUUUAAAUCGUACUGGUUCAUGUGAUUACGAUGCUGAUUUUGGGUUGUCACAUAUGGAUAGCUUUUCAUCUAGUGAUAAAGAAAAUGCAAAGCCAGGGAGGAAAAGUGUUUUGGAUGAUGCAUUGUUUCAGUUUUUUCGCAAAGAGGCUAUCAAAUCUCUCAAGAGGGACUUUUCCAAGUUCUGCGAAGAGUCUGUCUUAUUCUCUAAGAACAAACGGUUCAAAGAGCAUUCUAUUGGCAGAGAAUCAUUUACUUCAUAUUCCAUUAAGUACUUCUGUGACAUUUCGAAAUCAUUGACUUUUCGUCGUAAGGAGAUAAUUGUAAAUGAUUCCAAGAUUAUCUCAAUCUCCAAGGAUUCAGUUCAUUUUGUUACUGGUUUGCCAAACUCUGGGUCUGUCCCUAUGCCUGAUAGUGAUGGUGGUGCCAAGUUCAUUUUGAAAUUAUUUGGACUGUCGGAGAUGCCUCACAUCACUUUCUUUGGCAACAAGCUAAAGUCUCAAGAUGUUUUGACUGACACUGAAGUUUUUGUGUGCUUUAUGGUUAUUGCAUUCAAGUGUUUUCUGUUUCCUACAAGCAAUGAGCUCCCUAACACGGAUUACUUGUCUAUUCUCGAACAACCUGAAUCUGCAAGUUCUUUUGAUGUGUGUGCCCUUGUUUUUGAACAUCUUAUCUCUGGAGUAUAUAAAUACAACAAGUCUUGUAAAUUGAAAGGAAGGAAGCCAAAGGUUUUUGAGUUCUGCUACUAUUUUCUUGCCGUGUAUUAUCUUGAUUCUUUGGAUUUUGGGGCUAGAAUUAUUGAUCAAAGUGUUCCGAGGAUUUCUGUCUGGAAUGGUAAUCUGGUAAAAUUCUUCUCUGAUUUAGACCAUACAAAGAACAAUAUAUUUGGGAAGAGACAUCUGAGGAAAAACCUAUCGUCUUGCUAUACUGAGGGUGAGCUGCAAGAUGUUUCGAAAUGUGUUAAGGAUGCUCCCGGCAUGUGUUCCGAAAUAUCUUGUUUUUCUUUGGCUUUCAAGAACAGCUUGCACUUGACAUUUGGUAGUACACUUGAGGGCAAGAUUAUAGAUGGCAUAAUCGAUUCAUUUCAAUCUGCAAUUACUUCGAAACAUCCUCCCGUAUGCAAAUCUGAGGGCGCUGCAUCUCUAGACAGCAACAAGCAAAUCAGUUCGGAAGCUAAGUUGGACAUAGCAAGCAAUCUGGGUUUCAUUAACCAAAAGGAAUUCUUGCAAACAAUAGGAUGCAAUUCAGUGAAGAACAAUUUUAUUGAAAUUUUUGGUAACUCUCUUUUCCCUUUGUUGUAG